Molecule: messenger RNA, 983 nt
Organism: Ectocarpus sp. CCAP 1310/34
Lineage: Eukaryota; Phaeophyceae; Ectocarpales; Ectocarpaceae
Source: the annotation of a GenBank genome assembly
GUACCUGCGUCUCAUCGCGGCGGGCAAGAUGCUCAACCCGGACGAGGCCCUCAUCAAGGACUUCGGCCUCACGGAGAACUGCUACGUGCACUGUGUCAUCACGGCCGCCCCGCCCAGGCUUCGGCUGCCCUCCCUGACCCCGGAACAAGCCGCGGAAGAGGCGAGUGGAAAUCCUGGAGAAACCUCUGAAGUGCUCUUGCUGACCGGGGGGAAGGAAAGACACCUCUUGUUGUGCACCUCCUGCUGCAUACACCUGCGUGGCGUAUCCUUUUGGAGAUCAGACACAGGCAGGGAUGGGGGGCCGUCAAGUCUAAGCCUUGUGCGUCGCCGCGGGCGUUUUGACGCCAGUAUUUUAUCGGCAUGUUUGAGGAUACAUCAGACACGAUUCGACAAUCGUACGGGAAGAUUUUACGGUUCUUUGGACAAGUGUAGAGGUGGACGAUACAGAAGAGACUUGCGAGGGCAGGCGGAAAGACGGCUGGAAAGCGAGACCGAGGAGGUGGAGGAUGACGACCCGGCGACCCGAAGGGGCUUCGACGCGCUGAGGAAUAACGGCAUGACCAGAGGAGAGGUCACCGCCAUCAGAGGUUACUUCAGUGCGCAAGUACGGGAGGUGGAAUCCGAGGAGCUCUGGAUGCGCGCGCAGCCCGCAACGUCCGAGUUCGCCCUGAACGUUAGCAUGGCGCGUCGGACGACCGGGCCGGGGGGCACGCUGACGGGGCUCGACGGUUUCGACGACGCCGGGUCGGGGGGCACGCGGGACUUUAUGUUCGGGUUCGCCAUGGGGGCGUUCCUGGGUGUUAUUAUGCUGCUGUGGCUUUGGGAGGCGGCGGUGCCCCGGCGCCAGAAGCUCGGCAUCCUGGCCGGGGUGACGUUUAAGCAGACCGUGCAAAUGGUGCAGGCGGCGGCGAAUCGACGAGACGAGGACGAGUCGUGACGAGGCUGGCGGCGGGGGGUCAACAGGGCCUUAUUUUGCGUGUUUU